GCAGGAUGCCACAUUUUUCCAGGAUGUUGAACAAUUAUUUGACAACAUCAGACCUUUUCCAUUUGAAAGCUAUUUUGAUUUCACCCCGUAUGACACCAUCUUCAGCUCGUGGCGGACUCUGCAGCCUGACUUUCACAAGCUGGCUGAAUUACCUCACACCAUGAUGGUUCCCAGAGUCGAGGUGUUCUGCGAUGAAUCGAAGCUAACUCUGCUGGUUGAUAAGAGAUUCAAUGGUGUCGUACUGACCGGAGAGGAGCUACAGCUGGGUGGGGGCUGCUAUAGCAACAGCGAGCUACCAAACCAAUUUGUCUUCACCUAUAGUUUGGAUGAGUGUGGAACCACACCUGUGAUGCAGAAUGGCUUGGUGAUGUUUAGCAACUCUCUACACUUGAAUCUCAAAAAACCUCUCAAAACAGUGUGGCAAUCUCCCUCCACUGUGGACAUCUCAUGCAUGCCUAAAAGGUCAUAUCCAAACUUCUUUGACUCCACGCCAUUUCCUGAGACUGGCAAAACCUUUAACAUCAAAGCUAUGAAUCCAACUUGGACUGGUAAUGCAGAAACUAACAUCUACAAGCGAGGGCAGGUUGUCAACCUCCAGGUUUCUGCCAAAAUCAGUUCUGAACAGAAGCAGCUUUUCAUCCACUCCUGUUUUGUCUCUGCGUUCCCUGAGCCUCAGACUAAACCCAGGCAUGCAGUCAUAAUGAAUAAAGGAUGCACAGCCCCGUUGUGUUCUUCUCAUGCUGUGAUACAAUUCGUAGCCUCUGGCAGAGCAGAUGUAGUGAAUCUUGUUCUGAACACAUCUAAUCUUAUUUCUGAGUUGUACAUCCACUGCAGUGUCCUCAAAUCAGACCAUGGUGUCAACACUGGUUCUAAAUCCUGCAACUAUAACAUCAUGCAAUCAAGAUGGGAGGACCUGAGAGGAAAUACAGAGGUCUGCGAGUGCUGCAUCGCGAAGUGUAGAGGCCUGUCAGUCAAGCACCUGUCUGAAGAUGCUAAGGCUAUCGUCAGCACUGGCCCUUUGGUUGUUGUGGACAAACGUGUAGAGAGGAGUCCUCAGCCUACUCUUCCUGAAAUGCAAGAGACCACCAGUGCUCCGCAUCCACGCUCCAUGCAGUCUGAUGGUGCAGCAAUUGUUUCUGGUACUUCCUUAUCAAGACCCCCUCAGGGUGUGGUGGUUGUCAGUCAGGACCCAGUUGCCAGGCUGACACUUUGGCUACCUGGACAGGUCCAAGAUCCUCAAUAUGGAGAGAUUAAGGUUUCUGAAGACAAGUUGACCGUUAAGUUACAGGCAAGAGACACCACAUCAAGAUACAUUCCUGAGCAGCGACCUUUAACCUCAUAUCAGGAGCCUCCUCUGAAUGCACCCACCAACAAGAUCAGAGAUCACGGUGCAAAUGAACUAAAAGACUUUCAUAUUUUCGAUUUGAAUCUUCUUACACCAGUUGAUGGAUGGCCAAUUCCUACACAGAUGGAAAAAGCAGCUUUUGCAGAUGAAGCUCAAAUAAAAAAGCUUUUUGGAAGACCUGGAAUGUUUGAGGCUCCACAAGAGGUUGACAUUCCACUGAUAGCGGAAAUGACUUUGAAUAUCCUUAACCAGCAUGACUUUCACCAAAUGAGAGAUGAGCUGGCAGAAGAAGCUGUGAUGCCCAGAGAUGAAGCGACUGAUUCAAUAAUUCGCUCAAAAGUUCAGUUUUCCAAAGGCAUGGAUGGAUCCCAAACAUUGAGUUAUGAAGAAGAAGUGAUGAGGGAGCAAGAGGGAAAAGGUGUGACCAGUAGAUUUUGGAUGGAUGGGAAUAAAAGGAAACCGGAGACCAAGCAGAGAGGACUGCGCUCGACUUUCCUGGAUUUGAUAAGGAGUAUGGACAAGGCAGAAUAACUGUAUUUCAAGAAUAAUCUAAAAUGGCACUUUAACUGAAUAAAUCUAUUGAGCAAU
Gymnodraco acuticeps is the source of this 1933-nucleotide messenger RNA. It is a transcript of the gene zpcx, whose product is annotated as zona pellucida protein C. Gene Ontology annotation, cellular component: extracellular matrix. NCBI's taxonomy places the organism in Eukaryota, Metazoa, Chordata, Actinopteri, Perciformes, Bathydraconidae. The transcript has 9 exons. Gene Ontology annotation, biological process: binding of sperm to zona pellucida; positive regulation of acrosome reaction; egg coat formation. Gene Ontology annotation, molecular function: acrosin binding. Bases 161 to 1876 code for a protein of 571 amino acids. The record is from RefSeq and is a predicted model, not a curated record.